AUGCCAGACAUCGAUCCUGCGGCUCUGAGCCGCCCGGCCGCCGCGGGGGCUAUAUCCACGCCUACGCUCUCGACAAAAUCCAUAUCAUUGAAUGCGGCGGGCGGCGCACCAAAGUCCAAGACUAGCCAGAUCGUUCCUCCUCGAAUAGACCUCGAACCGUAUUAUGCGGCUGUCAAGGCUUUCAUCCCACCAGAUAAAUGGGUGCUAUAUAAGGAAACUGUAUGCAACCUAGCAUAUGGCCGCCUCAACCAGUCCGAAUUCUCCGCCAUAAUCGAUCCCCUCGUCACCAGCGCCUCGGGUGAGAGGGAACACCUCCACAACCGGCUCAUCCUCGCCAUAAUCGCCAAUGUCACGCGCGAGAUGCCAGACCAGGGCGUCGCCCCCUGGGUCAGCGCAGACGACAAGCCUGCCGUCCCUACAGGGAGCAAGCCCGUCACCGGUGAUGCGGCCGAGAGGAGGCUCAAGGUUGGCGUAAUGCAGCUGCCCGCCAAGGAUAGGAGGAGAAUCAAGGAGAUGGUACACAACGACAUCCGCAAACGCUUCAACCAACCGCUCGCCAUCGAAUCGGGCGAGUUCCCCGACGUCGGCACCAUCGGUGGCCGCAUGCUACCCUUCUGCUACGAGGCCGGCCUGGUGAGCGGCCACACAGCCGAGUCCCCGCAGCUCAUGUCGGUAGCGACCGAGACGUUCAUCAAGGACGUCCUCACCCAGAUCUUCAGCCGGACGCGCAGCAACGGCCCCGGCGAGGCGGGCAGCUCCGGCUUCGGCGUGGGGACGACGUGGGUGCAGACGCACCAGUAUAGCCGCCAGCUGCAUGCGGAGGAGGACCUGGCGCAGAGCGGCAAGCUGAUGCGUGACAAGAACGGCCUGCUCCCCGUCGAGGCCAAGGCCGCGUGCGAGAGGGGCGCUCUCAGCAUGGCCGACGUGAGGGUGGCCCUCGAGAUGGGCGACACGGGCAUGGCCACGUUCCCCAUCAUCACGACGCAGAUCCUGUACGGGUACAAGGAGGGUGAGCUGGAGAACUGGUCGGAUUACACGUAUUACAAUGACCAGCAACCACCCGCCAUGACGGAAGAUGACUACGACAGCCCGUUCCUGACGAAUGGGGCUGGCGGUGCAGGUGCCAUCGAGCUGAUACCCAACGGUGCAGAUAUCAUGGACAUCGACUCGGAACCCUGGUGGGAGGGUGCUGAGGGUCAGGAUAUUGACUCGCUGGACGGACUACUGGACUCUUGUCUUACUGCCAGCUCAUAG
Molecule: messenger RNA, 1254 nt
Organism: Geosmithia morbida
Lineage: Eukaryota; Fungi; Ascomycota; Sordariomycetes; Hypocreales; Bionectriaceae
Product: transcriptional coactivator HFI1/ADA1
Exons: 3
Coding region: 1-1254 (417 amino acids)
Biological process (GO): regulation of transcription by RNA polymerase II
Cellular component (GO): SAGA complex
Molecular function (GO): transcription coactivator activity
Source: RefSeq, a predicted model, not a curated record